Molecule: messenger RNA, 5190 nt
Organism: Sarcophilus harrisii (Tasmanian devil)
Lineage: Eukaryota; Metazoa; Chordata; Mammalia; Dasyuromorphia; Dasyuridae
Gene: KCP
Product: kielin cysteine rich BMP regulator
Exons: 33
Coding region: 216-4502 (1428 amino acids)
Molecular function (GO): protein binding
Source: RefSeq, a predicted model, not a curated record
GAAGACUGAGGAUUCAGUUCUAAACCUACUGACUCCAGAUCAGUUCUCUCUGGGAAGUAUCCUCACCAGUCUGCUGGCAGUGAGGGGACCCAAAGGAAGGGGAAUAUCCUCUCCCAUUCUGACUUUGGGGUCAGAAUGCAGAAUUGAGGGUCCCUGGUGGGUUCUACCCAGCUCUCUUGAUUUCCCUUGUCCCUAUUCAUCCUGCUCCCACAGACAUGGCAACCCUGGACCCAGGCCAAUCAGCCAGGCUCGAUGACAUCAGUCACUACCAGCAACAGGCAGCUGGUCACCCACCCACUCUCUGUGCGUCUUUGGAAGAACAGCUACAAAAGGUGAAGGAGCAGCUACAGGAGCUGGGAGUCCUGGUGGCAGAACUCAGGGGACAGAACAUGGACCUGCAGACCAGGGUAAAACAUCUAGAGUCCUGUGAAUGCCGUAGACCCCCUUGCACCUGGCAGGGCCAGGAGUGGCCAGAGGGAGCCCACUGGGAGCCAGAUGGCUGCACCUCCUGUGUCUGCCUGCAGGGAAGGGCUCAGUGUUCUGCCGUCAGGGAUGUGACCCACUGUCUUGGAUGCCACCAUGGAGGCCAGGCUUAUAGCAGCGGGGAGACCUUCUCCCUAGAUGCUUGUACCACCUGUCACUGUCUGGAAGGAAAGGUGACAUGUAGCCAGUCACUAUGUUCACGGCAGCCCUGCCUGGAGCCUAGGACAUGCUGCCGGAGCUGUGAGCCAGAGCCCCAAGGCCGCGUCAUCUGUCCUGGAGACAGAAAGGAUGGAGAAACGUGGCAUCCGGAGCCCUGUAUCAGCUGCACUUGUCAGGAUGGGACUGUUCAGUGCCUGGAGGCCUCAUGUCCGGAGCUCCACUGCCUGGAGAGCUACACCCCCCCGGGGCAGUGUUGUCCAGUCUGUCGGCCAGGCUGUGAGUAUGAGGGUCAGCAUCAUGAGGAGGGGGCAGUCUUCCUAUCCAGCUCCAACCCUUGCCUUAACUGCACCUGUCUGAGGAGCCUGGUUCGCUGUGUGCCCGUGAAAUGCCCGCCCAGCCCCUGUCCCAAUCCGGUCUCAAGGCUUGGACACUGCUGCCCAAGCUGCCCAGUGUGUGUGCUCAAUGGACAGGAGUUUGCUGAGGGGGCCCACUGGGAGCCUGAAGGGCAGCCCUGUACCACCUGCUCUUGCCUCCGGGGUGUUCCUGUGUGCAGGGCUGUGGCCUGCACCCCACCUCCCUGCCAGCAUCCCACUCAGUCCCCUGGUACCUGCUGCCCUAGGUGUGAGAGCUGUACCUACCAGGGACACAUCUAUGCCAAUGGGCAGAACUUCACCAACCCCAGCCAGCCGUGUCACACCUGCCACUGCGAGGAUGGGACAGUCCUGUGUUCUCCAAUUGACUGCCCACCCACAACCUGUAUCAGGCCUCAGAAAGGACCAGGCCAGUGCUGCCCUAGGUGUCCAGACUGUGUAUUGGAGAAUCAGGUAUUUGUGGAUGGUGAAAGUUUCUCUCAUUCCCGGGAUCCCUGCCAAGAAUGCCAGUGCCAGGGAGGCUGGGUCCACUGCCAGCCUCGAGCUUGCCCAGGACCCCCCUGUGCCCAUCCAUUACCUGGCUCCUGCUGCAAGAGCAAAUGCAAUGGUUGUGACUUUGGGGGAAAAGAGUAUCCCAAUGGAGUUGACUUCCCCCAUCCUACAGAUCGGUGCAGGGUCUGCCACUGCAUUAAUGGGAAUGUGCAGUGCUUAACUCAACGGUGCCCCCCGCUGCCUUGCCCAGAGCCUUUUCUAUCUCCGGGAGAGUGUUGUCCACAAUGCCCAGUGCCCCCAGCUGACUGCUUGGUUCCUGGGAUGCCCUCUGCCCAUCACCAGCAAUACUUCUCCCCACCUGGGGAUCCAUGUCGCCGCUGCCUCUGCCUCAAUGGUUCCAUUUCUUGCCAGAGACUUCCCUGUCCUCAAACAUUCUGCACCCACCCCCUGCAAGGGGACUGCUGCCCCUCCUGUGAUGGCUGCUUAUAUAAUGGAAAGGAGCUGUCCAAUGGGCAACGCUUCACCUCCCAAACGUCCCCAUGUCAAAUAUGCCUCUGCUGGGAGGGCAGUGUCACCUGUGAGGCAAAAUCCUGUGCCCCUGUCCAGUGCCCCUUCCCUAUCCAAGAGUCCUGCUGCCCAGUCUGUGAUGGGUGUGAGUACCUGGGGCAGCGGUACCUGAGCGUUCAGGAGUUCCCAGAGCCAGAAAAUCCAUGUAAUUACUGUACCUGCAUUGGGGGUUUUGUCUCCUGUGAUCGUAGACCCUGUGACCAGCCAAGCUGCAGCCACCCACUCACCUUGCCUGGGCACUGUUGCCCCACCUGUGAGGGUUGCUUCUACAAUGGGAUCACUACUGCCCAAGGAGAAACCUUUCCUGACCCCAUUGAUUCUGCUUGCUCCUACUGUACCUGCCAAGCAGGCUCUGUGCAGUGCCUAAAGAAGCCAUGCCCACCAGCUCUCUGCUCUCACCCUACCCCAGGACCCUGUUCCUGCCCCACCUGCCAAAGCUGCAGCUUUGAGGGGCGUGAAUACCAGGAUGGAGAAGAGUUUGAAGGUCCAAAGGGCAGCUGUGAGCAGUGUUACUGUCAGGCUGGGAAUGUGUACUGUAAGAGAGUGCUAUGCCCUUCACUAUCCUGUGUUCUCCAAGUGACAGAAGCUGGGACUUGCUGCCCCCGCUGUAGAGGAUGCCUGUCCCCAAAUGGGGAACACCCCGAGGGCAGCAGCUGGACCCCUCUGGAUGCCCCCUGCUCCUCCUGCAUGUGCCAUGAGGGUGUCAUUACCUGUGCCCGUGUCCGCUGUGUCAGCUCCUGUGCCCAUCCCCAACAGGAGUCUACAGACUGCUGCCCACUCUGCAAAGAUUGUGUGUAUGAAGGCCAGAAGUAUGAACCAGGGGAGAGUUUCCAGCCAGGCAAAGAUCCCUGUGAAGUCUGCAGCUGCGAGUUGUCACCAGGGGGCACUCCACGCCUACGGUGCUACCGGAGAUACUGCCCCAGCUUGGUGGGCUGCCCUCCUAAUCAGCUCCUGCCCCCGGGUCCCCAGAAUUGCUGCCCUACAUGUACCCAAGCCCUGAGUAACUGCACUGCUGGCCUGCUGGGGAGGGAGCUGACCCCACCAGACCCCUGUUACACCUGUCAAUGUCAGGACCUCACUUGGCUCUGUAUUCACCGCACCUGCCCCCACCUCAGCUGUCCUCCUGCCGAGCAGCACACCGUCCCCGGGACCUGCUGCCCUAUUUGCAGAGCCCCCAGUCCUUCCUGCUCCUAUAAGGGCCAUGUGGUGCCCUCAGGUGAGCAUUGGGUGGUGGAUGAAUGCACCAGCUGCUCCUGUGUGGCAGGCACAGUGCAAUGCCGCAGUCAGCACUGUUCUCUGAUUACCUGUGACCUUGAGGAAGCCCCCGUCCUGGAUCCCGGGAGCUGCUGUCCCCGCUGCCUCCCUCGCCCGGCUUCCUGCCUGGCCUUCGGGGACCCGCACUAUCGCACCUUCGAUGGCCGCCUGUUUCACUUCCAAGGUUCCUGCAGUUACGUACUAACCAAAGACUGCCACGGGGGAGACUUCAGCAUCCACGUGACCAACGAUGACCGGGGCCGGAGGGGUGUGGCCUGGACCAAGGAGGUGACCGUGCUUCUGGGAGACGCGGUCAUUCGGCUUCUGCAAGACCGAGUGGUCACGGUGGAUGGACACACUGUCUCCCUGCCCUUCCUGAAGGAGCCCUUCCUCUACGUGGAGCUGAGAGGAGGCACCGUGUUCCUGCAUGCCCAGCUGGGCCUUCAGGUGCAGUGGAACGGGCAGUCCCAGGUGGAGGUCACCUUACCAGGCUCCUACCGAGGCCGGACCUGUGGGCUUUGUGGGAACUACAACGGUUUCACCCAGGAUGAGCUGCAGGGUCCCUCCGGGCUACUCCUACCCUCCGAGGCUGCCUUUGGCAACAGCUGGCAGAUCCCAGAAGGGCCCGGGCUCAGCCAGCCAUGCAGCCCGGGCCGGGAGGUGGAUCCCUGCCGGGAGGCAGGCUACCGAGCCCGGCGGGAGGCCAAUGCCCGCUGUGCCAUGCUGAAGUCCUCAGCUUUCCAGCGCUGCCACCAGGCUGUGCCCCCCGAUCCCUUCUUUGCUGCUUGUGUCUAUGAUCUGUGUGCCUGUGGGACUGGUGCCUCUGCUGACGCCUGCCUUUGUGAUGCCCUGGAGGCCUACGCCGCCCGCUGUCGCCAGGCAGGCAUCACUCCCACCUGGAGGGGUCCGACCCUCUGUGUGGUGGGCUGCCCCCUGGAUCGAGGCUUCAUCUUUGAUGAGUGUGGCCCUCCCUGCCCCCAGACCUGCUACAACCGACAUGUACCUCUGGGUGAGCUAGCAGCCCACUGUAUCCGGCCCUGUGUACCUGGCUGCCGGUGCCCAGCGGGGCUGGUGGAGCAUGAAGCUCACUGCAUCUCUCCUGAGUCCUGCCCCCCUGUCUUGCUUACCAUGGAGCCAAAGCCCACCUCUAACCAACACCUUCCGAGUCAAACCUGAGUGCUGUCUGGGAGCCCCUGGGACUAGGAUUCAUUAAAAAUUGGGGGGGGGGGGAGGGUUUCAGUUACUUCCCACCUUGACACUUUCCCUUUGGAAACCAGCCUCUCAUGGUCAGACAGCCUAUCACCUUCCACACCAGCUCCAACUAGGUUCACCAUCCAUCUUCCUUCUUAAAGUGGCCCAAGGGGUGGGGUCACUCCCAUGAGUUGUUGGAGAACUUGCAAUCAGCCCAUCUUGGCCUAGGGAAAUAAAAAGGAGCAGCUGGGGAACAUUAUGCCCAACCUGGGAUUCAAGGAAUAUGUGACCAGAGGCCAAAGUGAGGCUCCCCACUGUAACCUGUGUUUGAAACAUUAAAUGCUUCCUGGGCCCCUCUUUGCAGCUUCCAUUCAUCUCUCUCUACAAAGGCCCCAAGCCACGGUCUCAGUUUGAUUGGAAGGGGUCCAGCCACCACUAUUCCCAGACUACACAAAGAAGACAUGUUUUUCUGAAGGGAUGCAGCCAAAGUUCUAGAAAUAAUGAAAGCUGGAAAAGGGUAUUACAUGGGAACAGCCCUAGCUCUUUGCUCAUUCCUUAGUUCUUUUCCUAUGAAGAAAAUUCUGGUCUAAUCCCAAGUUUCUUAAAUUAUGGUUCACAACUUCAUAUGGGGUCUCAUAAUUGAAUGUGGAGAUUGUGAAAUUAUGAUUAUCAG